Molecule: messenger RNA, 4443 nt
Organism: Hansenula ciferrii
Lineage: Eukaryota; Fungi; Ascomycota; Saccharomycetes; Phaffomycetales; Wickerhamomycetaceae
Exons: 3
Coding region: 1-4443 (1480 amino acids)
Biological process (GO): glutathione metabolic process; intra-Golgi vesicle-mediated transport
Cellular component (GO): cytosol; TRAPPII protein complex
Molecular function (GO): 5-oxoprolinase (ATP-hydrolyzing) activity
Source: RefSeq, a predicted model, not a curated record
AUGAGUGAAGCUAGACUGAAAAUAGGAAUCGAUGUUGGAGGAACUAAUACGGAUUGUGUCCUAUUAGACCCCACUAGACAAUCAAGUCCUGAUAGAGGUAUAAUAUCAUAUGCCAAAACUUCAACAACUCCAGAUAUAACGUCCGGUAUUUUCCAAGUUAUUCAAUUAGUUUUAAACAAAGCCAAUAUUAAUACGGAUCAAGUCGCAUUAGUCACUAUUGGUACUACACAUUUCCUUAACGCAAUUUUAGAAAGAGAUUCUUCAAGAUUAGAUAAAGUUGGUAUAAUACGGCUUUCUUCCAAUUUUACAAAAUCAAUUCCACCUUUCAGUGAUUUUCCCCAGGAUUUGAAGCAAGUUAUUUAUGGUUAUCAUGGAUUUGUAUCUGGUGGUUUACAAAUUGAUGGUUCAUUAAUCUCCAAGAUCAAUAAAUCUGAAAUCAUUCAACAAUGUCAUGAAAUUAAGAAACGAGGAUUAACAAGUAUUGUUAUAAUUGGAGUUUAUUCACCCUUAGAUAAUAAACAUAAUCAAGAAUAUAAAGUACGAGAAAUAAUUCAAUCAGAAUUACCAAAUAUUAAUAUUGUUUGCUCUAGAGAUGUAGGAACUUUGGGGUUUUUAGAACGUGAAAAUGCAUCAAUAUUAAAUGCAUCAAUAUUAAGAUUUUCAGAAUAUGUUAUCAAGAGUUUUAAAUCUGCUUUAACAAAGUUAAGUUUGAAUUGUCCUUUAUACCUAACACAAAAUGAUGGUACAAUAAUACCAGCAGAUCAAGUGAAAAGAAUACCCAUUGUGACAUUCAGUUCAGGUCCAACAAAUUCUAUUCUUGGUGCUGCAUACUUGAGUCAAAUUAAAUCAGAAACAAGUACUUUGGUGGCAGAUGUUGGUGGUACAAGUUGUGAUAUUGGUAUUCUGUUACCCUCAGGAUUCCCUAAACAAGCAUCUGCUUAUCUUUCUAUUGCUGGUGUUCGUGUUAAUUAUGCUAUGCCUCAUGUUCAUACAAUUGGACUUGGUGGUGGUUCAAUAGUAACUGAGAAUAAUGAUGAUCAAAUAACAACUAGUGUUGGACCAGAAUCUGUGGGCCAUUCAUUAACAACACAUUCUCUAGUGUUUGGUGGUAAGACCUUGACAGCAACUGAUAUAGCAAUGUUAUAUAAAAAAAUUGAGAAGAUUGAAGGUGGUGGUGAAAUUUCCAAAAUGUCACAAAAAAUACCCACAGAUUUAACAAACAGGGCAUUCCAACAGAUUCAAUUAAAUUUAUCAAAAGCUAUAGAUUCUAUAAGAACUUCACCCGUGGAUUUACCACUAAUAUUAGUUGGUGGUGGCUCUAUAAUCAUUGGUGAUCAAAUAAAAGGUGUUUCUGAAAUAAUAAGACCUUUAUAUCAUGAGUAUGCAAAUGCUGUAGGUGCAGCUGUGGCCAAGAUGGCUAUUGUUAUAGAUACAGUGAUUUCCACGGAUUCUGGUUUAACUUUCCAGCAAAUUAUUGAAUCGAAAAAAAAUGAAGCUAUUGAAUCAUUAAUUGUAAAAAGAGGAGCUAUAAGGGAAUCGGUUUAUGUUGCUGAUAUAACUUCAUUACCUAUUCCUUAUGCUAUUAAUAAAAUUAGAGUGAUUAUAAAAGUUGCUGGUGAGAUUGAUUUGGAUCUAAUACAAAAACAAUCCAUUGGCGAGGUUGAGGAAGAUGAUGAGGAUGAUAUAGAAUCAAGUUUUAAAUUCCAAAGAACUGAGAUUAAAAAAUCAAUAAAUCAACCACCUUCACCAAAAGAAAAAUUUGAUGUGCUGGGUUAUAAACCAAAUAUACAUAAUGGAGAAUGGAAAAUAUCUUUAAUUGAUUUAAAAUGGAUCUCAAAUGGUUGUUAUGUUCUAGGUUGUGCAGGUGGUGGAUCUCCUCAAUGUGAAUAUUUAGAAGUUAAAAACAUAUUGGAAGAAGGUUAUGAAAUUAAACUUUACGACCAUAAAACAAUCCAAGAUUCUGAUAUUAUUGCAUGGGGUGGUAUAAUGGGGUCACCUGCAGUUUCCUAUGAAAGAUUAGGUGGAACAGAUACCGUUGAUGCUCUUUCAGAAAUUAUAAAAUUCACAGGUUAUCACAUUGAUGAUAUUAAAGCCCUGAUGUGCUUAGAGAUUGGUGGUGCUAAUGGAUUACAACCUUUCAUUAUGGCCUCAUCAAAACAUUUUAAUAAACCAUUAUUGGAUUGUGAUUGGAUGGGCCGGGCUUAUCCAACCUAUUAUCAAACUACUUUAGCGUCACACACAGAGGGGAAAAUUUCACCAGCUGCUAUAAGUGAUGGUGUGGGUAAUUCCCUAGUGUUAACAUCAUCAAACUCAGAUUAUUUAUCAGAUGUUAUCUUGAGAGCUGCGUGUGGUGAAAUGGGUUCAAGAGUUGGUUAUGCAGGUAGACCCACUGAAGGUUUUUUAGUUCGAGAAUUCGCAGUGAAGAACUCAUAUUCAUUAGCGUGGAGAAUUGGGAAACAAAUUGCAUAUUGUCAAGAGAAUAACUGUAUUGACCAAGUUGCUGAUCAAAUAAUUGAACAAAUUGGUGGGAGUUCAAGUGGUAAAAAACUAUUCCAAGGAAAAAUCACAUCAGUUGAACAAAAAUUAUAUAAAGGUCAUGAAUAUGGACAAAUUAUAGUCAGCUCAUUUGGAUUGGAGGAGCAAGAUCAAGACUGUACAAAAUAUUCAAUCCCAUUUGUUAAAAAUGAAGGAGUUGUUAAAAUUCCAUACAAGAAUGAAAUCAUGUAUGCAGAACAUGAAUUUCAAGGAACGAAAGCCAUACUAGCUUCAGUUCCAGAUUUGAUUAGUGUUAUAGAUUCACAGUCUGGACAGGCAAUUGGUGUACCAGAGUUCAAAUAUGGUCUAAGAGUGACAAUUAUUGGGAUUGCAGGCUCUAAUCUAUGGAAAGAUUGUGAAAAAAGUCGAGAAUUGGGUGGUCUUGAAGCGUUUGGUUUGGCUGAUAGUGCGGAGCAUAAACCAUUGGGUGUUUACACUGCACCACAAAGUGUCUUUGACGAGGUGUUGGUGAUGAGUUCUUUUGAGAUAUUCUUACCAGAUACGGUGCUCAAUGAAGGACAGGAAUUUACCACGUUCAUAACGCGUCUUAGAGAGGCUGGAUCAAGAGAAAUUGCAUUUUUCGAUGAAGUAUUGACAGGUUAUAUCCUAUUGAAUAAAGAAUCAAAUCAACAACCAAUAAACACCACAUUGGAUUUAAACAUACGUGGUGAGAAUGAACAGAGUGUCAAUUUGAAGAGUCUUGAACUCGUGAGUCCCAUCAAAUCAGAACCAACAAGGAUUUUGUAUAAAUUUAUGCUUUUCUUAUCAUAUCCUAAAAUUAAACUAGAUCAUCCAAAACUAAAUUUAAAAGUUCAAACAAAUUUAAAUAAUAGAAGAAAAUCAAUUGAAUUGCAAUCAAAUCAAACACUUGUUGAUUUCCAACCUGCUGAACAUAGAAACAUCUUGGCUGGAAUUCAACCAACAAUUCCAAAUGGACAAAAUAAAUUCUUGAUGAAUGAUGCUAUACUGUCAGAUUCAUUGAUUAAACAUAAUAAAUUAGAAGAAUCAAAUGAGAAUCAUUCACCACAAAACAAUAAUUCAAUUGAUGAAUCAGAUAAUAUUCAAAUAAGUAAAGAAUUUGAUAUACCCACAAUACGGAUAUUAAAUUUAAGAGUUCGUAAUAUUAGAAUUAAAAAAAAUUCUAUUUUAUCAACAAUUGAUGUUGAAUUAUCAAGUAAAUUCAAAGAUUUAAGUUCCAGUAUAUCAUUAAAUAAUAUCAAUUAUAGAUUUCAAAACACUGUUAAACCAAAAUUUAAUCAUCAAUUCCCUAUUGAAAUUACAAAAUUUGAUAAUUUUAGCUUUACAUUCCAAUUAGAUUCAAAUGAUUAUUUAUCCUACAAGACAUUAAUUGAAAUAAAUUAUUCAUUGGAUAAUCAUCAAAUCAAAACAAAAUGGAUUACAAACAUAGAUUUUGGUAAUACACCACAUAUACCAUCUGUCAUUAAGAGAUCUUCAACUUCUUCAUUACCAAACACACCAUCAAUGACUUCAUUAUCCUCAGGGUUAAAUAUAAAAUUUAUUGGUAAUAAACAAGUUAAAAUUGGUCAAGUUUUCAAAUUAAGAGCUCAUAUUAUAAAUAAUUCCAAGAGAAAUAGAAAUUUAGUUAUGGUUUUCAAUUCACAACCAGAAGCUUUUUUACCAAAUUUACCUAAAAUUAAAUCAUUAAUUCAAACAAAUUUAAAUAUUUUGAAAUUUUAUUCACAAUCCAAAAUUAAAACAACAGGGAUUUUGAGUCUUGUUAAUGAAGUUCAUUUUAAAGUUAAUAGUGAUCAAGUAUUUGAAAGUGAAAUUCUACUUGUUGGUUUAGAAUUUGGUGUUUUCAAUUUAAAUGGUGUUAAAUUAAUCGAUUUGGCAACUGGUGAAAGUAUGAGUUGUGAUAAAUUAUUAGAAGUUGUUGUAAUUGAAUAA